Dacryopinax primogenitus is the source of this 1764-nucleotide messenger RNA. RefSeq lists its product as uncharacterized. NCBI's taxonomy places the organism in Eukaryota, Fungi, Basidiomycota, Dacrymycetes, Dacrymycetales, Dacrymycetaceae. The record is from RefSeq and is a predicted model, not a curated record. Bases 1 to 1764 code for a protein of 587 amino acids. The transcript has 5 exons.
AUGCCGGACGAACUCAUCAAUCUCGCUCGCCAGCUGCUCCAAACUGAUGGCAUGGUUGUUCAACCCGCCUUCCGAUCCUACGUUCAAGGGUUGGUUGGAAUGCUCAGAACUGACACCAUACCACCUGAGACCAUAUACCGGUUUGUUCUGCGGAAUUGCUAUCGCAAACUGGGCGAAAGACUCAGAACCGUGAAUCGACCUUUCAAGCCGUCCAUCGUGCACCUUCUUCGAGACUGGUGGUUGAAACAGUCGGCAAGCAUCGCUGACAAUGAUGCCCUGGUCCCCUCCUAUCCGGUCCGGCUAUCGGGCUCUAUUCUUACUUGUGUUUCGUAUCUCUUGACGAACGAGGUCAAGCUGGAUGGACGUCCAGUUAACUGGGCCACGUUGUUGGAAGACGCCUCUCUCGCUCCUCAUGCGUCUUCUGCUGCCCGUGGUACUUUCAGCAAGAACAAUGCACACGUAUGGGCGGCAUUCCUCUCCUAUCACCUAGCGUGCAUUACAGCUGCACUGAAUGCCCUCGAAAGCCAUGACAAUAAGCUGGCUGGUGGAGUCCAACGAAGUCGGAAGAUGAAGGUGUUCACCACCUCCACGACUCACGCACUUCCUCCACAACAACUCGAUAACCUCUCCGUCAGCCUUGAAGUCCUUUCCCAUUUCUUUUAUGGUGAUGUAUCUUCUAUGGCCUCUUUCCCUAUGUCUCUUCCUACUGUCAUCCAGACAUUGUUCAGUGACGUGGAUUUUGGUCUGGCAGAUUUCCUAGUUUUGGAGACCCCAUCGAGCGCCGUCCUUCUGCCCAGUGACGAUGAUACAUUUCUCGAUGAUGACAGACAGAAUCAAGUCGAGGACACCAUGUCUGUUCGUGCCGACGCCGAGGGUGAUGAAUCUACAGUUCAGUAUGCUGGCACCGCCCUAAAAUGGUCCUUGAUCAAUCUCUGUGGCUUCUUUCUGGCGACCCAAGAUGUAGCUUGUUACUUCCGGUCCCCUACAAGCUCUCCUAUGCACCCAUGGAAUCCGAACAUCAUCGUCAUCACUGGUACUCAGACUCCCAGCCUAGUGCUCUCUCUUUCUGAGCUCAGCGCGAUACGGGAAUGGCUCAACUCUUUGCCCUUUCAAGACAGAACAUUCAACAAACUCAAGCACGACCGCUUCUUCCAGAAUGCCCCAACAACUGGCAUCCAUUACCACUUCCACUGCGAGUCUAUCCUCAUGGCCCUUAUGCACCAAGCUAAAGAUCCGGCCGAGAUCUGUUCAGGCACUACUUGUGACCAUGAGGAUGCCAGGUGUCACCUUUUUCGCGAGGCACAGGGCGUUCUUGGUUUGUGGGGUUCUUUGAGCCGAGCCAUCCCCAUUGCUGUUUGCCCCAAAAAGGCCUGUGCACACUGCGCAUUCACUGCCUUAUAUGGACACCAACAUUAUGUCAACACAGAUGGCAGCCACGGCAUUGGCUUUCGAACAAAGCUCUUUGGCUUGCAUCAAGACGCCGAGCGUCGAUUUGCCACCCUCUUGCUUCAUUCUCUUCUCUACCCUGAUGACGUCCCUAAAACAAAUGAAAGCUCCCCAAACAAGUCCCUUGCUGGGGCCACCCCUCCAACAGCGUCGGAAAAGCUCAUGAAUAUGUACGGUGCAGCCAAGUCUUUGGCACGUCUUUCCCAAAACCAGGAAACCGAUGAUGAGGAUAUGGACACUCCCACUUGGCCAGUCCCGGUGCGGAGGCGCCUGUUUGCUGACCAGAUUAAAGACAGUGUCACGUCCGAUCAUACCUGA